CUUGUGGUCACAUCGCGACAGGAACGCGACAGGAACACGAAAAUGCAGUCAUGGAGACUGUGCGGUAUAACGCUCCUUACAGUGCUACCACACAAGAGUACUCCUCCUUCCACACAGGCAAACAGCACCACUCAGCUUCCUCUUGGCCCUCCCAUCAGGGCUUCGUUUCCCCAGGUCCCUAUCCAGUCUUCCCCAGUCCCUUGCGCUCCCAUUCGUUGUGUCUUUGGCGCGGACCUUCUCUGGUCGCCCUUAUCACUGUGUCAUUGGCCAUAAUGGGUGAUAGAGGGGCUGAGUGAGGGGACAGAAGACGCGCGACCGAGCGAGGAGUCGAGUCCCGGCAAUGUACUGUUUGCUGACCAGCCGGUGCUGUGCUGUACGUGCUGCUUGGGUUACACCUGCUGCACGACUGUGCAUAUGGUAGUAUUUGAGCUGUCUCUUGUCUCUUGCCCCUCACAGCAUUCUCGCUCAGCCACAUCUACCUCGGAUAGUUUGAGGGCGGGAGGAGAUAGAGUAAGGGAUCUCACGACCUUGUUGCGCCGCGUUAUGGUGACGACGUCCAACGAAGGCAUAAAGCAUGACGAAGUCCAACAAACUCUGAGUGUCGUGUAGAGUGAAGUGGAGCGAGCACCUAUUCUCAUCACCAACAGAUCAGACAUGCUAACAUACUCUCGGGUAUUGGGGACUGCCUAUACUAUACCUGCAUCCAGUGACCCGCUACCUAUCGGCCACGACGUGCGGCCACCUCAUCAUGCACAGCUUGUGAACGCACCUACUCAAUUGAUCCUUCCGCUCCCUCAGGAAUCAGCCCCCAUCGCAGCCGCCCAUCCUUCUCGACUCCAUCCCGCUGAUCUAAAUAAAGAUGGAGGUUUCGUUUUGCCGCUGACAAUCUUAUCGCUGGCGCGUAUCUUCGGUGGGCGCGUAUCAUUACUCUAUCACUUUCUAGCUUCGUUUCGCGGCGCUUAAACUAUGUGGUCACGUGCAUGUCAAAGUUUGGGUCGUGGGGAAAUAGGCGGCUAUUGUUGACAAGGGCCUAUCUUAGUCCGGCGACAUCAUUCGAGAUAAUUGUCGUCAUCGAUUAUGAAAGAUGAAGAAAGCUAAACGUCAGCCUAUUAUUUUAGCUUCAUACCACGAGUAAGAACAACUGUUCUCUCGUCUGACCGGUGCCUAGUCUACCUGUAUCCGGCCCUGGAUUGGCUCAGAAAGGUCAAACAGCUGUCAGGCCAUCCGAGGAUUCCGAGCGAGUAUUCACCUACUGUAUCACAUUUCCACUCCACCGUGAUGGCCUCACGAUAUAGCCCCCCGACCCCUCCAAACACUCUCACUGCAACCCCCACCAUGCCAAUGCUCAGUCCCAUCCUCCUGAGCUGCCUCCUGGUAGCCAGUCUCUACAUGAUGUUCACCUGGCACAGCGCCGAGUCGGCGCUCUCCAACCCCUGGGUCCCGCCGCCCGAGAUCGACCUCUUCGUGCAACGCAUCAAGGGCAAUGAUUCCGAACUUGCAUCGUACGCAAGCGCGCUAAUUACCGCGACGCCGCUGCGUACAAGCGGCCGGCACAUCCUCGAUGCGGAUGAUAAACCCAUCAAGCUCGCGUCGGUGAAUUGGUACGGUGGCAGCGAUGAGCUCUUCGUGCCCUCGGGGCUGGAUAUCCAGCACCGCUCUGCUAUUGCGAGGACGAUCAGGAAGUUGGGGUUUAAUAGUGUGCGCCUGCCUUAUUCAGACGAAAUGGUUGUUACCAAUCCUCGCAUACCCCCGGGAUUGCUGGCCGCGAACCCCGACCUAGUCAACCUUCGCGCUUUGGACGUCUUCGAAGCUGUGAUCAACGCCCUCACGGAAGAGGGGCUAGCGGUGGUGGUGAAUAACCAUAUCACGCAUGCGACGUGGUGCUGCGGCGCCAAUCCGUGCGAUGGGCUGUGGUACAACACGCACCUGCCGGCAUCCGCAUGUCGGAUCCACCAGUCCGAGUCGGGGUGGGUGGACAACUGGGUCACGGUUAUGGGACCGCAUGUUGACAACCCCUUGGUCAUCGCUGCGGAUUUGAGGAAUGAGGUUAGAGCGCUUUGGGGGACGAUGAGUUGGGAGAGGUGGGCGAGGGCGGCGGAGAGGGCGGGGAAUAGGUUGUUGGGCAUGAGGAGCGAUUGGUUGAUUGUGGUGGGGGGGUUGGGCUCGCAAAAUUUUCUGAAUGAGGUGAGAGACAGGCCGGUUAAGCUGGUGGUGCCGGGGAGGGUGGUGUAUUCGUCGCAUGUGUAUAGUUGGUCGGGGUGGGGGAGUCGGGAUGGGCGGUAUGCGAAGAGGCCGUAUGCGUCGUUUGUCAAGUCGAUGAGGGAGAAUUGGGGGUAUCUGGUUGAGGGGAACAUUGCGCCUGUGUGGGUUGGGGAGUUUGGGGCACCAGCUAAGCCGGGGGAGGGAGAUGCGAGAUACUGGGGCCACUUGAUGAGGUAUUUGAAGAAGAUUGAUGCGGAUUUUGCGUAUUGGGCUAUUAAUCCCAGGAAACCAAGAGAUGACGAUGAGGAGACGUAUUCGUUGGUGGAGGAUGAUUGGGAGACGCCGGUGUUGGACUACAGGAUGAAAGAUAUGCUGGAGCUGAUGGAGAAAAAGCAUAAGAAAAUGUGAGAGCUGAAGGAGUUGCCGUUCUAAGGCGUGGAAGGAUCACAUUUUGUACCACCGGAUGACCGUACGAUUUAUGCUGGCUAGUGGGGAGAAGGAUAUGCACUUCUCUGUGAUUUAAGGCGCUUAUGGAAAACAAAUUGUAACAGAGGUUAACUUAGAUCAUGGUUAGAUAAAAAUAUACCUCCUUAAUCUGUAG
This is a messenger RNA of Pseudogymnoascus verrucosus, 2803 nucleotides long. RefSeq lists its product as uncharacterized. Gene Ontology annotation, molecular function: hydrolase activity, hydrolyzing O-glycosyl compounds. The coding region runs from base 1279 to 2610 and encodes 443 amino acids. The transcript has a single exon. The record is from RefSeq and is a predicted model, not a curated record. NCBI's taxonomy places the organism in Eukaryota, Fungi, Ascomycota, Leotiomycetes, Thelebolales, Thelebolaceae.